Lactuca virosa is the source of this 615-nucleotide messenger RNA. The record is from the annotation of a GenBank genome assembly. Lineage: Eukaryota; Viridiplantae; Streptophyta; Magnoliopsida; Asterales; Asteraceae.
CCUUACCCUAGAUGAACGGUCUGAAAUCAAACACAAUUGAUCUAGCGUCGUAAUAUAUGUAGAAUGUGCAGCAUCGUUUAGGGUUUAGGAAAGAAACUGCUGUAAUUCGGAGUUGUAUUCUUCUAUCUCCAAUAUCGUUAACUGUUGAUACGUUCGAAACAACAUGGGUCUGUCAAACGAUUUCGAUCUGCUUAAUCCCCCAGCUGAGUUAGAGAAGAAGAUGCAUAAGUUGAAACGUCUGGUCCAGUCACCAAACUCUUUCUUCAUGGACGUGAAGUGCCAGGGUUGUUUCAACAUCACAACUGUAUUUAGCCACUCCCAAACCGUGGUGGUAUGUGGGAACUGUCAGACGGUGUUGUGUCAGCCGACCGGUGGUCGUGCCAGACUCACAGAAGGAUGCUCUUUCCGGCGGAAGGGUGAUUGAUCAUGGAAGCGGUUUUGCUUUAUUAUGGAUAAUCAGAAACUAUUUGGGUUACGAAAUCUUUAUGAUAGGUUUUUAUGUUAGAUUUGAGAUCACAAAACUUGCUAUAGCUUGAUUGAUAAACUUAUCUCUGUAAUUGGUGUUGAAGUUUUGGAAUUUUUUAUAUUAUCGUUUGUUUCUAUAAGAUAUCCUUG